CGCAGUGAAUGGCUAUAUAUUUCCUUUCCCAUUUCAUCGUAUACACUCACUAGUAUACAAUGAAACCAAAGGCCAUCUCCCAAAGGGAUGUAUUCUACAUCCCUCCAUGGUCGCGUCCGAUUGAGCUCCUGCUCUUAGUAAAAUUAGAUUGUGCUAGAGUAGCAGGCAAAUGGGUACCCGGAGAUCAUGUUGGCAAUAUGCCGGUGAUCGACAGUAUUCGCGAUGAGUUAACAGGUCAUCCGUUCUUGUUGCAAAUUCCAAAAGCCAAAUACCAUGAAAAGGUAAUGGAAUGGUGGACUAGAUUUAUUCGCUUCCACUCCUUAUUGAAGGAUGAAAGGACUUGGUUCUGUGAAAACACGAAGCGCGUUUUUGCUACAGAUUUAUCUUGGGAAGAGAUUGGAGCCGAAAAACCCCAAAUGUUAUGUUACAUGGAAGAAGGUGAGGCAAAUUGGGAUAUAUUAAAGCGCCUAUUCUACGAGGCUGGGAUGUAUUCAUGUUCAGAUGAAGAUGAUUAGGUAAAAAAAAACAGUACAAGUAUUAUUCGCUUUGAAGUCUUGUAUAUGUGAAAAACAAUUUUAAUAUGUAAUUUGCUUAGAUUUUGUGAUUUUCUUCAA
Molecule: messenger RNA, 614 nt
Organism: Salvia miltiorrhiza (redroot sage)
Lineage: Eukaryota; Viridiplantae; Streptophyta; Magnoliopsida; Lamiales; Lamiaceae
Exons: 2
Coding region: 60-515 (151 amino acids)
Source: RefSeq, a predicted model, not a curated record